Molecule: messenger RNA, 1260 nt
Organism: Myripristis murdjan (pinecone soldierfish)
Lineage: Eukaryota; Metazoa; Chordata; Actinopteri; Holocentriformes; Holocentridae
Gene: zpld1b
Product: zona pellucida-like domain containing 1b
Exons: 10
Coding region: 19-1260 (413 amino acids)
Source: RefSeq, a predicted model, not a curated record
CAUCUCUCAGGCGCUGAAAUGAAGCGGAUGCACUUUAUCUCCCUGCUGAUGAGUAUGACCGCUUCAGUCUCCGCACAAUUUAAUGGAUACAACUGCGACGCCAACUACCACAGCAGGUUUCCUGGGGAGCGGGACAUCAGUGUGUACUGCGGGGUUCAGACCAUCACCUUGAAGAUCAACUUCUGCCCGGUGCUGUUUUCCGGCUACACCGAUGCAGACCUGGCACUAAACGGCCGUCAUAGUGAUGCCCAUUGCCGUGGUUUCAUCAACAAUAACACCUUUCCCACAGCAGUUCUCUUCAGCAUCAGUCUCAGCACGCUGGAGGCCUGCGGUAACAACCUGGUGGUCACCACGGCCUAUGGGCCCAACGCCUACGGGAAUAUGUCGCUGGUGCAGGUUGGGAAUAUCUCAGGCUACAUCGACACCCCCGACCCGCAGGCCAUCAUCAGCUACCUGCCUGGUUUACUGUACAAAUUCAGCUGCAGCUACCCGCUGGAGUACCUGGUCAACAACUCACAGCUGGCCUCUUCAUCUGCUGCUAUAUCUGUCAAGGACAGCAAUGGCACAUUUGUGAGCACACUCAGUAUGAUCUUAUACAACGAUUCGACGUACAGUCAGCAACUCUCCAUCCCAAUGUCUGGACUGGCUUUGAAAACCAGAGUGUUUGCUGCUGUCAGAGCCACAAACCUGGACAAACGAUGGAACAUCUUGAUGGACUACUGUUACACAACGCCCUCAGGGAAUCCCAACGAUGAACUGCGCUACGACCUUUUCUUUGGGUGCCACAAAGACCCACAGACGACGGUUUUUGAGAACGGGAGGAGUCAGAUGGGUCGUUUUGCCUUCGAGGUGUUCCGUUUCGUUAAACACAGACACCAGAAGAUGUCGACUGUGUUCCUGCACUGCGUCACCAAGCUUUGCAGGGCAGAUGACUGCAUCAUGCUCAUGCCAAUCUGUGGGCGACGGCGCAGGCGAGACCUAGAGGAGAGUCUUGAUUCUCGACCGGCAGCAUCUGACAAUGCCAUCAUCACUGCUGGACCCAUCAUCACCAGAAGUGAUGAAACUCCCGUCAACAACUCCCAACUUGCAUCUGGUGACCCCUCGAAGCCGAUGAACCCGGUGACCAGCGCGCUGCUCUCAGGCGUGGUCAUCCUGGGCGGGGUCAGCGUCGGCUUCUUCCUGUUUUCCCUCCGCCUCCUUCAGAAGUCCCGCCUCCACGCGACCACAUCCUCAGGUGUCUGGAACGCCGGCUUCAAGUGA